This is a messenger RNA of Camelina sativa (false flax), 914 nucleotides long. Its product is annotated as large ribosomal subunit protein uL13z. The record is from RefSeq and is a predicted model, not a curated record. Gene Ontology annotation, biological process: translation; negative regulation of translation. Gene Ontology annotation, molecular function: structural constituent of ribosome; mRNA binding. Gene Ontology annotation, cellular component: cytosolic large ribosomal subunit; ribosome. NCBI's taxonomy places the organism in Eukaryota, Viridiplantae, Streptophyta, Magnoliopsida, Brassicales, Brassicaceae.
AGUUAUUUCGGCCCAAUAAAAUGAAGUAAACAGAACACCGCAAAACCCUAAUUUGAAUAAGCUGCUCACUUUUAAUCACCCCCGGAGGAGUAGUAGUAAACUUGCGGCUGAUCAGAGCUGAGAGUGAAAGAAAAUGGUGUCUGGAUCAGGGAUAUGCGCGAAACGCGUGGUGGUUGAUGCUCGUCACCACAUGCUCGGUCGUUUGGGUUCGAUUGUAGCAAAGGAGCUGCUCAAUGGCCAGAAAGUUGUGGUUGUCCGGUGCGAGGAGAUUUGUCUUUCCGGCGGACUUGUUCGUCAGAAGAUGAAGUACAUGAGAUUCCUCCGCAAGCGUAUGAACACUAAACCUUCUCACGGACCUAUUCACUUCCGUGCUCCCUCCAAGAUCUUCUGGCGUACCGUUCGCGGUAUGAUUCCUCACAAGACUAAGCGUGGAGCUAAUGCACUUGCUCGCUUGAAGGUUUUUGAAGGUGUUCCUACACCAUACGACAAGGUCAAGAAGAUGGUCAUUCCUGACGCUCUCAAGGUCUUGAGGUUGCAGGCUGGCCACAAAUACUGUCUGUUGGGCCGCCUUUCUUCUGAAGUCGGGUGGAACCACUACGACACCAUCAAGGAGUUGGAGAACAAGAGAAAGGAAAGAGCUCAAGUGGUUUAUGAGAGAAAGAAGCAACUUAACAAACUCAGAGCUAAGGCCGAGAAGGUUGCUGAAGAGAAACUUGGAUCUCAAUUGGACGUUCUUGCACCAGUCAAGUACUGAGUUCUAUCAGUUUGUCGUUAUUGAAUGUUUUCACAAGUUUUGCUCGGACUUUAUACUAUUAUAUUACGAGGUUUUGUUGUAUGCGAUUUUGACUUAGUUUAUUUUUUGAGUUCGACUCUUGUCAUGUGUCACCUCCAAAAUGUUUUGUGAUUUUUAUUCC